UAGCAUUACAAUAUGUUCUUUGGUGCGUUGCUUAUGUUUAUUUUUCUGUUGCGUCUCUAUCUUCAGAAAAAGCUGUUGGGGAUGCUUCUUUUGUCCUUCUGGUCUUUUGUUCUCCUUGCUCGUGGUUGAAGACAGUGGCUUUUUAGUCAUUUAAUUGAAACACACGUGCGGACUGCAAAGGAGUCCCAAAAUAGGGGACCUGUACGCAGCACGACUCUGGGAGAAAACGAUAUCGGCUUCUUGUACUUCAGUAGUUCUUGUCAUCAUACUUCAUUGUACCUACCUCUUUGAAGAGUUUCCCGCUUCACGCCUCAAGAAUAUUUUUUCUGCGAGUUUUUAGUUCUAAUUAUUCUAGAAUUCUCAAAAUUACCGAAUCAAAGAUUUGAAAUUGGUGUUUUUUCCCCUCUGGGUAGUUCAGAUUAUAUUGAAUCAAUGCAGUUUAGGUUAAUCCCAAAUAGAAUAUAUAGUACGAGUGUUGUAGAUUUCUCCACUUCUCAGAUUGCCCGGUUUGCCCGUAUUGGCCAAAUUGAGAAUGCCAGGAGGGUGUUUGAUCAAAUGCGUGAUAAAAGCAUUGUUGCUUGGAACUCAAUUGUUUCCGGGUACUUCCAAAAUUUUCGGCCUCGCGAAGCCAUGAUCUUGUUUGAAAGAAUGCCAGAGAGGAACACUGUUUCUUGGAACGGGUUGUUGUCCGGGUAUAUAAAGAAUGCGAUGGUCAGUGAAGCUAGAAAAAUAUUCGAUACGAUGCCUGAAAGGAAUGUUGUUUCAUGGACCGUGAUGGUUAGGGGAUAUGUCCAAAAGGGCAUGGUUUCAGAGGCGGAAUCACUGUUUUGGCGAAUGCCUGAAAAGAAUGUUGUGUCUUGGACCGUGAUGUUGGGUGGUCUAAUUCAAGAAGGACGGGUUGAUGAGGCUUGUCAACUUUUUGAUAUGAUGCCCGAGAAGGACGUGGUGGCGAGGACUAGUAUGAUCGGAGGGUAUUGUCAGGUAGGCCGGUUGGCUGAAGCUCGUGAGAUUUUUGAUGAGAUGCCACGCAGGAAUGUGAUUACCUGGACUGCAAUGAUUUCCGGGUACGUCCAUAACCAGUGCGUUGAUGUUGCUAGAAAGCUUUUUGAAGUGAUGCCAGAGAAAAAUGAGAUGUCAUGGACGGUGAUGCUUAUGGGGUACACUCAUUUUGGGCGGAUAAAAGAGGCUUCAGAACUUUUUGAUGCAAUGCCAGUGAAGUCAAUUGUUGCUUGUAAUGCAAUGAUACUUGGAUUUGGCCAGAAUGGGGAGGUAGCUAAGGCAAGGAUGGUGUUUGACCAAAUGAGGGAGAAAGAUGAUGGGACGUGGAGUGCAAUGAUAAAGGUUUAUGAAAGGAAAGGACUUGAAUUGCAAGCACUUAGUUUGUUUGCUGCAAUGCAAAGAGAAGGAAUUAGCCCAAACUUCCCUUCAUUGAUCAGUGUUCUUUGUGUUUGUUCCAGCCUGGCAAGUCUUGAUCAUGGUAAACAGGUUCAUGCUCGGUUGGUGAGAUCCCACUAUGAUCGUGAUGUGUAUGUUUCCUCAGUCUUGAUCACAAUGUAUGUCAAAUGUGGCGAUCUUGUGAAGGCAAAGCUGGUGUUUGACAGGUUUGCUCCAAAGGAUAUUGUUAUGUGGAAUUCUAUUAUUACAGGGUAUGCCCAGCAUGGUUUAGGAGAGGAAGCUUUGCAGGUCUUCCAUGAGAUGUGCUCUUUGAACAUUUUGCCAGAUGAUGUCACAUUUAUUGGAGUUCUUUCAGCAUGUAGCUACACUGGGAAGGUCCACGAAGGGCAUGAAAUUUUUGAGUCCAUGAACUCCAAAUAUCAAGUGGAGCCAACAACUGAACACUAUGCUUGCAUGGUUGAUCUGCUUGGCCGAGCAGGCCAGGUAAAUGAGGCAAUGAAUUUAAUUGAGAAUAUGCCAGUGGAAGCAGAUGCUAUUGUUUGGGGUGCUUUACUGGGUGCUUGUAGAACUCACAUGAAGUUGGAUUUGGCUGAAGUUGCAGCAAAGAAACUCGUACAGCUCGAGCCCAAAAAUUCUGGGCCCUACAUUUUACUAUCAAAUAUUUAUGCAUCCAAAGGUAAAUGGCAUGAUGUUGCAGACCUGAGGAAAAAAAUGAGAGCAAGGAGGGUGAGCAAGUCACCUGGGUGUAGCUGGAUUGAGGUGGAGAAGAAAGUACAUAUGUUUACUGGGGGAGAUAGCAUGGGCCACCCUGAGCAGGAAAUCAUCAUGAGAAUGUUGGAGAGAUUAAGCGGAAUGUUAAGGGAAGCUGGGUACUGCCCUGAUGGUACCUUUGUGCUGCAUGAUGUGGAUGAAGAAGAAAAGGUGCAGAGCUUGGGGUAUCAUAGUGAGAAACUGGCCGUGGUAUAUGGACUGCUAAAGCUGCCAGAAGGGAUGCCCAUUAGGGUGAUGAAGAAUCUUCGGGUUUGUGGCGACUGUCAUUCUGCAAUCAAAUUAAUAGCAAAAAUAACGGGGAGGGAGAUCAUAUUGAGGGAUGCUAAUAGAUUUCAUCAUUUCAAGGAUGGAUUGUGUUCUUGCAGAGACUAUUGGUGAUCGCACAGUUCCAACAACAUAUUGUUUUAGAGCAUCAUUUGUGCAUACUCACCCUCCAAGAGUCUCACAUUAGAUAUUCAGGCAAAGUCUCACAUCACUGGAUGAUUGUAAGCUAAUAUUAUGAGUGAUUGUUUUGGCCUGAUGAAAAAAGUAAAUUGCAAAAAUGAGUAGGAACAUGCUUAGCAAAUCAACCUUUUGAGUUCAGGGUUAUACAUGGCUUAUGCUCUACGAAGAAGAAAAGAAUCAAGGCAAAAAUGAUCAGAUGAUCUGGAUUGAUCUUAAAAAUGGUGCGAGUAAUGACCUAGUUGAGACCCGUGGAUGAGCAGUCAGCCUUUUUCCCGUGUGAAAUUUUUCUACAAUGUCCAUAGACUGCUCUCUAGUUGGUAACUUAGAUGCUCUAAAACUCUGUUUUAAAUAUAAAUAUUUCAGAGGCCUUGUCAUGAGGGUUCCAAGACUGACAACUUUCUCACUGGCAUUGAAGGUGUGAGCAUGUGAAGGCAGCAUGGCAUGAUUGCUUCAAGAGGGAGAUCCUCCAUCUCAUAUGCUGCGCCAUGCCAACCAAAUUCUGCAGGGCAAGUUUUAUCACCAAACAUAUUAUAGUUUGCUUGAGGUUCUAUGAUGAUUUGCAGCUAGAUAUAUGACAUUACAUUAUACGAAGUGGGUUGAAGGUCAUUCAGAAAAUUUUGUUUUUGCAUAAGGCACUGUUGGGUUGGAGGUCAUACAGAAGUAUGCGAUCUUUCCAAUAUAAAGUGUUAUUGCAUGUUUUCAACUUUCUGUCAUUUCUCUAAAUUAGUUAAUGAGUCUCCUUUACUUGUCCACUUAUUAAGAGAGGAUAUUGCAUGUUGUGCUUUCAAGCAUGCAAAGAAUUUCUACCAAGUGGCCAUAUAUUCUCAUUUUUCUGAUUUACUUGUUUGAUGUGUUUUAGUCAAA
This is a messenger RNA of Juglans regia (Persian walnut), 3474 nucleotides long. RefSeq names its product pentatricopeptide repeat-containing protein At1g56690, mitochondrial. NCBI's taxonomy places the organism in Eukaryota, Viridiplantae, Streptophyta, Magnoliopsida, Fagales, Juglandaceae. Gene Ontology annotation, biological process: RNA modification. The coding region runs from base 433 to 2544 and encodes 703 amino acids. The transcript is spliced from 2 exons. The record is from RefSeq and is a predicted model, not a curated record. Gene Ontology annotation, molecular function: protein binding; zinc ion binding; RNA binding.